UUUUUUUUUUUGACAAGUGUAUUUUCUGUCGUGGUCAAAACGAAAGCGCGUUACGCCAGCAGAUCAGCAGCAGCAGCUCCGUAAAGAAAGGCAGCGCGACAGCAGCGAUCGUGUGAGUGUGAUUUAACGAGCAAGCUAGAAAGAGAGCAGGCUAUUCAAUGUGAAUGUCAAGCGUGCGUGUGAAAGAGAGUGCAAAAGGAAAAUAAAGUUGAAAAAAAGAAGAAAAAUAAAAUAAAUAAAUAAAUUUUAAAGCAGCGCAGAUAACGCAAAAGUGAAAGAACCUAAACAAUAACAACAAAUCAAACAAAAUGAGUGCCAACAAACGACGCCGUAGCAACAGCAACAGCAGCAACACCACUCGAAUAGACACAGCUGACCGAAUGAAUGCAGCAAAGGAUGUGCGCGACGCCGCCGUUGGAGAUAACGGACACAAAUUCGACGCUGGCAGCGUUGAUGAGCUGCUUGAAAUGCCGCGCGUGUGUCGCUGUUGCUGCAAAGGCGACAUGGAAUUGCUUAGCCUGUUCGAGGCCAGCGAUGAGACAGACAAAUUGCAGACAUCAACCAAAACUCAACGCCAACGCAAAUCAACAGUAACAGCCACAACUGCCUCAGAAGCAACGCAACAGCGUAAAAGCGAUAAUCCCGUGGAUUAUGCGCUCAGCAGUGCCCACAGCAGUAUGGACAUUGUGCGCGAGGAGAUGAUCAUUUGGAUGCUCAAUAUCUCACAUAUGGAUGGCCUGCCGCAGGAGAUUUGCCGUCAAUGCAAGGCGCAAUUCAUAAUGGUGGCCAAGUUUCGGCGGCGCUGCCUGCGUGUGCAGCUGCGUCUGGAGGAGUAUGCCAAGAAUAUAGCCGAGCGCAAGCAACGAUUGGCUGCCAAGCUGGAUAGACGAGCACAGUCGAGUGAUGUACCUGCUGAAGAUUAUCUCCAUCUGCCCGAGUCGCAAGCGGAGCGCAAGCGGCGGCUGCUGCACGGCACGGAGCAGACGCAGCCCAAAAUAGCCAAGACUGAAGUCGAUGUGGAAGUGCCGACGGCAGCGAGUGUCCAGCAUCUGGAGCUGCUGCGUGCGCGCAAAAUGCGAACUGCCUCGUUGCCAGGCAACAGAAUAGAGACUGAACCUGCGUCGGCGCCAGCGGCACGAAGCGUGUCCCAGCUGGGCGAAGUGAGGUUGAGGGGGCGCACGCCGCACAGGUCGCCCACCAAACGAAUGCACAUGCCCUGGAAAACGAAAGCGGCACGCAAACAGCUCUCCGAAACGUUAUCCAGCUGCUCGACAAUGUCCAACUGCGGCACAGACACCACGUCGCCGGAUGAGCCGCCAAGGGUGCAGCUGCAAACGCUUCAAUCAGCGCCGAGCUCCGAAACUGAGACGGAAUCUAGCUCUGGCCAAACGUCACUGGAGCAGCUGAGUGAUUUGUCUGUGAACCCUUGCCUCGGCUUUGACAAUGAUAGACAUAGUUACUCCUCUUCAACCUCUUCCUGCUCAUUCGCUUCCCCAGCAACAGCUUCGAGUGCUGGCCAAAAGGCAACAACGCCAAAGUCCAAGCUAAAGUUUCCACCAAAGCGUAGGUCGCCCAAGAAGUCACCCAUGGUGGUGCGCUCUGGACGUAAAGCGCAAAUCAACUCUGUGCCGUUCAAGCGAUCGAGGCGCAUCACAGGCAAGAAGAAGUUACAGCAGAGUGUCAAGAGCGAGUUGUGCGAUAAAGAGCCGAUGGAGCAGUGCAGCGAUGCAUUAGCAGAGAAGUCUCCACGGACAACAAUCGAAAGCGAGACGUUGGAGAAGUUUGCCAGCAACUCUUCGGUGGACUCGAGCGGAACAGCAGCGAGCAGAGCAGCUGAUAGCGGGACUGCAGAGACUGCAGAGAGAGAGUUCAGGGAACAACUGGAACAGAUCUGUACCUCUCCGGCGCCGUCAGAGCCAAUCGAAUCCUCUCAAGAAACUGCAAUCAAUGAAACUGAGGCUAUAAAGCCAAUCGACAGCAUAUCAAAGGAAGCAAACGUGGCUAGUGAAAUUGAAAUGACGAAUGGAGUAGCCGAGUCAGCUGAUUCGACAGUGCAAUUCGAAGAGCUGACGUCGUCCACUACGGAGCAGGUCAGACAGUCCCUGACGCCCGAGGUGCCAGCCGCAGAGUCCGAAGUAGAGCUGCGCAUAGCGCAAGAGGAGGAGUUACGGGCGGACGAGGCAUCGCAGUCAGACGAGGAGGGCAAGGAGUCGGAGCUUAAAGUAAGCAUACCACUGGAAGUGCUCGACGAUGACCUGCAGCGCAAGCUGUGCAGCAACACAGAUACGUUGGGUAAUACCGAGCAGCAGGAGACGGAGCCCAAGGAGCCAGCGGAAGCGGACGAUGUGAACAACAAUGAGAAUGGCGAGAAUUUUUGCCAGAGUGCUACAGCAGAUAGCUUCAAUGCUGCUGUGGCACUCACAUCCAAACAAAUUGAAGCAGAACCCAAUGGGGGCGUGACUGUGACUGUGGUGGCAACACUGGAUGACGACAUGGAGUCGCUCGAGCGACUGGCCAAUAUGCAGCAGCAUCAGCCAAUUGGCGAGCUGCAGCUGCCGCGUGCGGCCACCGCCAACUCCAUGGACUUCUUGGCCGAAUUCGAGAAGCACUGCGAGAAGACACUUAAGAUGCAGUCGCAAUCGCAGUCGCAGUCGCAGCCGCAACCGCAGGAGUCGCCACUCAAUGUGGAGCUUGAGCUGGUGGAGGCCAAGCAACAGUUUGAUGUGGAGAUGAAUGACGUGGAGAGCACGUUGCAUGGCAUACUGAACGAGAUGCAGGAUCAGCAUCUCUACACACCUGUCUGCACGCCCAUCGAUGAGCUGCUGACGCCUGCGGACUACGUGGUGCACAAUGAAGCAGAGGCGCCAGUGCCGACAACGACGCAGCUCUAUGAGCCGCCUGCUGAGGCGACUCAGGUACAGCAACAACAACAACAGCAGCACCAGCAGCAGCAACAGCAGCAGGUGAAAGAGGGGAAUCUGUUCGAUAGCAGUAAUUUUAGCAAUGAGCUGAUUGGCUUCCAAAACGAUAUGCCUUGCUUCGAGAACAUUGAGGCGACGGGCGAGUCGACGACAGCGCAGCAGAGCCUGCAGCUGGAGCUGACGCAGCUACUCAACGAUCUGCAGCCAGCGCAGCAGCCAUUGCAGCAGUCAUUGCAGCCGCCGAUGCAGCAGCAACAGUUGCAGAUGCAGCCGGAGGCAGUCAGCUAUGAGACACUGUAUCCUGCUGCCUCAGUGAGCAGCAGCAAGCUGCAGGUGAUCCAGAUGCAGCCACAGGAGACGCUGUGGCAGGCUCCAGCAACUGCCGUCCAGCCGACGACGGGCGCCCAGCUGCAGUGGUCAACGACGGCGCCAGUGUCCGGUGUGGAUGCUCUGGAUGGCAAUGCAACAACCACCUACUAUAUCAGUGCCGGUGAUCUCUACCAGACGCAGCUGCAGCCGCAAACGGCACAGCUAACGGGCGAUGGCUAUGCGCUGUUGGACAGCAAUGAGAACUAUGUGCUGGAGCAACAGGAGCAACAACAGCAACCGCAAUCCCAGCAGCUGCAGCACCAGCAGCAACCCAUUAUGAUACUCAUACAGCAGCCAGAGCUGCAGCAGCCGGUGGCAUCCGCCAGCAAUCCGCAGCAGCCGCCGCUGCAUAUAGCAUAUGGCACCAGCCUGAGCAAUGAGCUGCACGCCGCCUAUCCACAGCAACACUUGCAACCGCUUCUACAGCAGCAGCCGCAGCAUCAGCAGCAGCUGCUUCAAGAGAUGCAGCCACAGCCCCAACGCCUACAACAACAAGUACAAAAUACAGUAUUAAGCACAGCUGCUGCCGUGCCACCGCCCACACGAGGCCGUCCGCCCGCAUUGAAGUGCCGUUUCUGCCAGAAUGGGCCGCGCUUCUCCAGCAGCCUGGAGUACAGUCGUCACAUCAUUGAGCUGCAUCCGCCGGUGGCGCCAUUCAACUGUCCCCAUUGCCCGAUGGCUUUUGCCGGGCGCAACAAACGCAACCAGCACAUCCUUAGCAAUCACAUGGUGCAGCAGUUCCACUGUGGCCAAUGCUCCCAGCUGUUGCCCUCGCAGCGUGCUCUGGAUCUACACUUGCAGCGCUUCCAUAUGAAACUGCCCACCGAGCCACCAGCUGCUGCUACUGCUCCUGCUGCUGCUGCUGGUGUGCGCCUUGAGGAGGUUCAAUUGCAAAUAGCCAACAGCAAUAACAACAACAACAACAACCAAAACCACAGCGAGCAGCCCAAGCAACUCCAGCAACAGCAGCAGCACCACCAGCCUAUUCCUGCUUUGGAGUCGCAAACAAGUUGCCAACAGCCACGCAGGACGCGCAUACUCUGCUGCCCAGACUGCGAGGACUGUUCCUCGGUCGGUGGACAUACUCAUGGCAGGGGCCAGUCGUCGUAUGAGGAGCUGUCGAACUUGCAGCCACCGCCGAAUGUUUUGACGCCACCUUCGACCAUCGCAUCGCUGCCAUCGCCGCAGCCUCAGCCGGCGCCGCACAUAACGUUGCCGUCGCCGGAGCAAUCGGAGCCGGACUCGACGACGGCCACGUUGAGGCAGUUCCGUAAGCGCUGCAUGGCCAGCACGACAGCUGGAACUGCUUCCAUGGCAACAUCAGCAACAACAACAACUACGGCGGCAACAACAAUGCUAUCGACUGCGCCGUCGCCGUCGCCGUCUUCAUCGCCGUCCUCGUCCACAAUGGAGACCGGCGCCACAUUGCAGCUGGGCAAGCUGCGCAGCAACCACCAGUGCGCCAUUUGCGAGAAGCGCUUCACGAACAUCAUUGCGCUGCGCAAGCACCAGCAGCUGGCCCACGACUCACAGACAACGAUGCCCUGGGUGUGCGGGAUCUGCAAGCGAGGCUAUCGGAAACGCACCGACAUGGACAAUCACAUGAAGUCGCACGAGCCGAAGGGCCGGCCGUACGAGUGCAACGAGUGUUGGGUACGUUUUCCGGAGUUCAAGCAGCUGGCCAUGCACAAGUUCACCGUCCAUGAGCUGAUCAAGCCGCAUACCUGCGAUGAGUGUGGUAAACAAUUUGGUACGGAGAGCGCCUUGAAGACGCACAUUAAGUUUCACGGUGAGCGCGGCUUCGAUUGCGAAGAAUGCGGCGAGGUAUUCGUUUAUAUGAAAGAUUUGCGCAAACACCGUCGCAGCCACAACAGCGAAUUAUUUUACAAAUGCGACAGCUGUCCGCGCACAUUUCUACAUUUUACGAGUUAUCGUGCUCAUAUUAAUACUCACCUGCCGCUGGGUGUAUUUCUCAACGAUAAGAUGCCGAGCAGCGUUAGCAGCAAACUAGAGAAUCCUUCAAUGUCAGCCACUAUCGAAGAAUCAUCAUUGCCAUUAACGCCGCUGAGCAACUGCAAUGGGAACAGCGGCAGCAUCGAUGAUUGCCCUGGCUCCGUGGAAGUGGUGGAAAGCAGCAUGACGCCUUCGCUGGACAUGAUUGUGGAUACGCCGUAACAAUUGGCGCAACUUUAUUAUUUGAUUUAUCAGGAACCUGGAACGGCGCCCUCCUAUUAUUAUUGCUAUGCUUAGCAAUGGGCUCACACCCAAAUAGACACACCACACAAACACAGAGAGAGAAAAACCCAGCACAACAUGAUAAAUUGUUGCAGACUGCAUUCAAUGCACACUAGUUCUAAGCUACACACACCCACACACAUACAAACACACACACACACACACACACCGUCUCAGUUCACAUACAUUUUAGUACACUGAAGUUUAGAUCUA
Drosophila navojoa is the source of this 5738-nucleotide messenger RNA. It is a transcript of the gene mld, whose product is annotated as molting defective. Gene Ontology annotation, molecular function: zinc ion binding; DNA-binding transcription activator activity, RNA polymerase II-specific; RNA polymerase II cis-regulatory region sequence-specific DNA binding. Gene Ontology annotation, biological process: regulation of transcription by RNA polymerase II. The record is from RefSeq and is a predicted model, not a curated record. NCBI's taxonomy places the organism in Eukaryota, Metazoa, Arthropoda, Insecta, Diptera, Drosophilidae. Gene Ontology annotation, cellular component: nucleus.